AUGAGGACUCAAAGCACCGCUGUGUGUGAAGCCCUGAGCGCGGUCCCUGGCACAGAGGCCGCGUGCAAUCGAGGUUUGCUCUGCUGUUACGAUGCAGCCCUGUCCUCGCCCAUGGGUAGCUCUGAGGCCAGAGGGCAGGUGGUGGUGCAAACCAGUGCAGAGGAAAGAACAGAGAAAGGAAGGAGCACCUUUCGGGAGGACUUGGCAUUGGACCUGAGCUUCAAAAAUGAGGGGGAAUUUAUCCAGAGGAGAAGCAAGCAAGGCCGUGCCAGUGUGGAAGGUGCCCGCACAGGGAAGGCAUGGGUUACAGGGCUGCGCUUUGUGGAUGGGGAGGUUGAGACGCAAGACUUGGAACGACUUGUCCAAGGAAACACAGAGAGUGAGUGUCGUCUUCAUGCCAAAGUCCUCCUACAUCAGCCUUGGACCUGGUGCGCGGGCGUCGAGGGCACGUGCAGCUGCUAUGACACCGCCCUGUCCUGGUCCUCCUUCCGUGUCCUUGACCGCUGCUUUUCUGUCUCCCUCUUUGCUCGUCCGCCCCCUCGGCGGUUCACCUCUUCCAUCCUCUGCACACCCAUGGCCUCCCGCCUCGGCGCCCCUACCACACUGCCUUCCAGUGGGGCUGAGGGCUUGCUCCGGGGUGCCCGGCCCUCUCUUGACGCACCCGGCGGCCCGCAGGACACCUGCGCGUCGUGCGGCGGCUUCCGGCGGCCUGAGGAGCCGGGCCGGGUGGACGGCGACUUCCUGGAGGCGGUGAAGCGGCACAUCUUGAGCCGCCUGCAGAUGCGGGGCCGGCCCAACAUCACGCACGCCGUGCCGAAGGCCGCCAUGGUCACGGCCCUGCGCAAGCUGCACGCGGGCAAGGUGCGCGAGGACGGCCGCGUGGAGAUUCCGCAUGUCGACGGCCACGCCAGCUCAGCAGCCGACGGCCAGGAGCGCGUGUCGGAGAUCAUCAGCUUCGCCGAGACAGAUGGCCUCGCCUCCUCCCGGGUCCGCCUCUACUUCUUCGUCUCCAACGAGGGCAACCAGAACCUGUUUGUGGUCCAGGCCAGCCUGUGGCUUUACGUGAAGCUGCUGCCUUACGUGCUGGAGAAGGGCAGCCGGCGGAAGGUGCGGGUCAAGGUGUACUUCCAGGAGCAGGGCCGCGGCGACAGGUGGAGCGCCGUGGACAAGAAGGUCGACCUGAAGCGCAGUGGCUGGCACACGUUCCCGCUGACCGAGGCCAUCCAGGCCCUGUUCGAGCGGGGCGAGCGGAGGCUGAGCCUGGACAUCCAGUGCGACGGCUGCCAGGAGCUGGCCGUGGUGCCGGUGUUCGUGGACCCCAGCGAGGAGUCCCACCGGCCCUUCGUGGUGGUGCAGGCGCGCCUGGGCGACAGCAGACAUCGCAUCCGCAAGCGGGGCCUGGAGUGUGACGGCCGCACCAACCUCUGUUGCCGGCAACAGUUCUACAUUGACUUCCGCGUCAUCGGGUGGAACGACUGGAUCAUCGCGCCCACCGGUUACUAUGGGAACUACUGUGAGGGCAGCUGCCCCGCCUACUUGGCGGGCGUCCCUGGCUCCGCCUCCUCCUUCCACACGGCCGUGGUGAAUCAGUACCGCAUGCGGGGCCUCAACCCCGGCAUGGUCAACUCCUGCUGCAUCCCCACCAAGCUCAGCACCAUGUCCAUGCUCUACUUUGACGACGAGUACAACAUCGUGAAGCGGGAUGUGCCCAACAUGAUCGUGGAGGAGUGUGGCUGCGCCUGA
Trichechus manatus latirostris (Florida manatee) is the source of this 1743-nucleotide messenger RNA. RefSeq names its product inhibin subunit beta B (gene INHBB). Gene Ontology annotation, molecular function: growth factor activity; cytokine activity. The record is from RefSeq and is a predicted model, not a curated record. NCBI's taxonomy places the organism in Eukaryota, Metazoa, Chordata, Mammalia, Sirenia, Trichechidae. Gene Ontology annotation, cellular component: extracellular region. The transcript has 7 exons. The coding region runs from base 1 to 1743 and encodes 580 amino acids.